UGAGAUUAGAAAUAAAGUAUCACCAUGUAAUCAAAUUUCUCUAGGCUGUUGCUAAUAACCACUCUCACACUACUCUUCAUAAGCAGCUCAAGAUGUGACCCAGAACAGCCUCUCUGGCCUUAUCAGUGGAAGGCAGAUUUCACAGAAAACUUCUCAGUCCCCUAUAUCUUCAACGUGACUAGUGACGGUGCUUACUAUUAUGACUGGAUUAACAAGAUAAUGAGAGUUAACAGAAAGAGUAGCUCUGCUAAUAAGUUCUGCAGAAUUAACGGAAUCCAAACUCUCUUUGAUCAGGAAUGCGACAUGUACAUCAACCAAGAAGGGAGAUAUAUCUAUUAUCCAGAGUCUGACCACUGUUGCUACUGAUGCGGUCCCCAAAAUGGAUGCGGAAUGCUGAAGCCCACCUGGGCUUCAUCAGCGGAGUUUAUUGGAGAGGAAGUAUUUGAUGGCCACAGUGCUUAUAGAUGGAACCAGAGAGGGAUCCAGAGCAACUUCCUUGUUGAAACUAAUGAAGCUACACCUUCUGAAAGGAAGAUCCUGCUAAUCGAUCAACAGCCUCAGGAUUACACUCAUUUCCAUCAUGACACCUUCACCAGACAUCUUGAUGAUGCUGAUCUUGAAUUGCCAAAAUCUUGCAAUCCCGAUAAGAAAUGCUCCUUGUUCUCCAUGUGUACGAUCUUCAGAAGAUUCUAGCCCCAAAAGAUUGUCUGGCCCUAAAGUUGCGAACAUUUUUAC
Molecule: messenger RNA, 735 nt
Organism: Moneuplotes crassus
Lineage: Eukaryota; Ciliophora; Spirotrichea; Euplotida; Euplotidae
Source: the annotation of a GenBank genome assembly